AUGAGCAUUCCCUUACCAGUAAGUGGAAGUCUUUAUUACCGCCGUGAUCUUGACCACUCACAGCACGCUAUCCCAGUCUCGGAUAAUAUUAUUUAUCUCCUUACCGAUUAUAUAAAGUUAGCGCCUUAUCUCGACGUUCUAUUAACCUACCGUAUAUCUCGCCCGACUCUUCGCUACCCGGACGUUUUACCUAAUAAUAUACUAAUCAAUACCUCUAACGACGUGGGCGAUCCCCUCUCCGAGACUUUAUCUAAGCCGGAGGUUAAAUUACCAGAAAAUUUUGACCAACUCGGCCACGAAGAAUAA
Penicillium cataractarum is the source of this 306-nucleotide messenger RNA. RefSeq lists its product as uncharacterized. The record is from RefSeq and is a predicted model, not a curated record. The transcript is spliced from 3 exons. NCBI's taxonomy places the organism in Eukaryota, Fungi, Ascomycota, Eurotiomycetes, Eurotiales, Aspergillaceae. The coding region runs from base 1 to 306 and encodes 101 amino acids.